Molecule: messenger RNA, 2091 nt
Organism: Drosophila albomicans
Lineage: Eukaryota; Metazoa; Arthropoda; Insecta; Diptera; Drosophilidae
Exons: 6
Coding region: 886-1842 (318 amino acids)
Source: RefSeq, a predicted model, not a curated record
CCAAAAGCUAAAAGUCGUGAAACUUUCGACUAUCACUUUGAAUAUUUCCACAGAAACACUAAUCAAAUCAAUUAAGUAAAAAUUCAACACGCUUGCGUCUUCAAUUUCUCGCAAUUUCCAGAGUCUGAGGUAAACCCAUGAGUCAGACUGAAGGUUAUAUCCUAGUCAAGGUGUAGGGACUGUCAACAAAGGUGGAAUAUUGUGAGCAAUAUGUCUGCGUUGUCAAGAUGAACAAAGCGCAUCAGAUGAUGCUGAAAGGUAAAUGAUCAAUUCGCCGUAAGACAUGCAAAUGAAAACGAGACCUUGGCGAAACCUUAACAAAAGAUCAACAGGUAGUUAACGGUAGAUCACGCAUAAAACCCACCAUCACAAAAACAAUGGGCAAUAAAGAAAAUAGCAACAACGACACCUGAGCAGCAACGAAAGAUAGAAUAAUAAGCGAAAAGGUGAUUUGUUCAUGGGAAACACUCCUCACUCGUCGCGACGCCUAAACUACGCAUACGCAACAUCUUGAUGGUUCGAGGGUUCGAGACUGCUUCGAACAUGUUGCGUGUCUAACCACAGACGUAGCGUCGUUUGCGCCGUCGCAACUGGUUCGCUGCAUUUCUUCGUUGCGAAAAAUGGGUCAGGCUAUAAAAAGACAAGUUCAAGGCGAUCGCCGCUUCAUACGUCGACAGCAACAGUAGCAAAAGCAACAUCAACAGCAACACCAACAGCAACCAGCAGCGGCAACCGAAAAUACGCGAAGUGAAAUUCCGUCGAGUCUCGAAUUGAUCGAAAGUUUUGUUGACAGAACAAUUAAAACGAAAGAUUCAACUCUUGGAUACAUCGAGAUACAUCUAUUGUGGUUCAUUCAUUCCAUUGCAGUGUAACAGACUGUUCGCCAUGUUGGACCAACGCAAGCUCAACGCCUACCUGCUGCUCUCCAUUGUGGCCAGCAACUGCCUGCUGCUGACCUAUGCCUACCCCCAGCAAGAGGUCUAUCAGCGCCAACAACAGUUGUCCCAGUCACAGUCGCAGUCGCCAGUUUAUCGCCCCGAGAGCAGCGCUCGCAAGUUCGCUGUGAAACCGAAUGCCUCCAAGAAGGUGGCAUUGGAUGACAUCGAGGAGGACAUCGAUGGCAACCAAAUACAGGAGAGCAUCGGCGGUCCUGGUGGCUUCACAUGGUCCAACAUGCUGUCCACUGUGAUGACGAUGUUCUUCAACAAUGCAGCCAACGCACCAACCAAGUCCGACGAUGUCGACAGCUCAAUCGGACUCGGAGGCAGCCCCUGGGCCAAUGUGAUCUCGAUGGGUCUUCGCAUCAUUAACACACUUCUGGGCGGCGGCGCACCCAGCGAUGGCAUCGACAAGGUCGACAAUGGCGGCUCUCCCAUGCAGGGCAUCUUGGCGGCCGUGUUGUCGUCCGUGUUGGGCACCAGAGAUCCAGACCAAGUCAACUCGAUGGCCAAGCAAGCUGGCGAGUUCAUUCAGAUCGUGAUGAAUCUGCUCGACGCCCUGAAGACCUCCUUCUCGCACCGUUCCCUCACAGCCCGCUCCAUGGGCAAACGUGACUCGGUCAGCGAUGCUGCCGUCGCUGGCAUUGCGCUGCUCAAGGGUUAUGUGCGCACCUACCGCAACUCGGAGGACAAGUGCAUGCAGCGCUACAUGUGUGAUGCGAACACCGAUUGUGUGCGCGAAAUCGGAGGCAGCAGCAUCUUCUGCCAACUGGGAUCCUAUGCUACCAGCUAUGCGCUGGGUCGCAGCAGCAACACCAGCUUCGAGCAUCUGUAUGAUGCUGGCCGUCGGGGGCGUUCCGGCUUCGAUUGUCGCCAGCUGUACCUGGAGUGCAAUGAGGUCUAGGUCUAGGUCCAAAGUGUGUGUUUAGCGCCAGUGACUUCCUCUUCUUCAGUGCUUAUGACUGGACUCCUUAAAGUAAAUUAAAUUAAUUUAUGUACGUGCUUACGUGAAACUAGUUUUUAGAUAUUUAUAUUAUUUAUUGAAAUCUUGUAUUUAUUUACAACAAUGUUGCGGAAUAUGCGUUGCUCAAAACUCGCCUUAUCUGCAAUGAGUACGAUGAAAAUAUACAUUUUUUAUGUCAGAAAAAACCUA